Populus trichocarpa (black cottonwood) is the source of this 1160-nucleotide messenger RNA. RefSeq lists its product as uncharacterized. The record is from RefSeq and is a predicted model, not a curated record. Bases 334 to 840 code for a protein of 168 amino acids. The transcript has 6 exons. NCBI's taxonomy places the organism in Eukaryota, Viridiplantae, Streptophyta, Magnoliopsida, Malpighiales, Salicaceae.
GCUAGCAGCCCUAAACACCGUCUUUUUGGGCUUAUAAAUAGCAGAGACCGUUUUGCAUUAUAUCCCACAACCGCAAAUCUUCACGUGCUUUGCAUUUCGAAGUUCUUCUUUAUCUGUUUGUUUCCUUCUUUCGUUUUCACUCUGCAACUGCAAACCUUAUCUACUGCUGCUACCUAUCUGUGUUGUUUUCUUGGGUGUCCUUUUGGGGUCAGUAGAGUUUGCUCCCUCUUUUUGUUUGGUGUCUUUUCGUUUCAGUGUGGUCGUUGUUGUAGACUGCUAAAGAGUAGUUUUGUUCGUUGGUUGACAAAGAAAGCUUAAAAAAUCUAUCUUAGCAUGGAAAACAAAAGGCAAGUCGUUGCUUCUUCUUUUGAUCAUCUUUUUGGUCCUAAAGACUCUUCCUCUUCAUCAUCCGCCUCAAGUGGGAUAUUCGAGUCCAUUUUUCCUCAUCCAUCAAAGGUGCCAGCUGGGAGGGACUCUGGAGUUAUGGAAAGUCAUGGUGGCAGGGGAAAAUAUGCGAAUCGAGGUUGUUCUCUGAUCAGUUCUCUAGGCUUGAUAUGGAUGCUAUAUAAUUUUUGGUUGUUUUCAGAUAAUGUCGCUCAGAAAGCCAAGGGAGAGGGCAGUGGCAAAGGCAAGAGUGUAGUUUUUCAGAAUGAAACACCAGAACCAUGCUACCUCAGCUCGUCAAUCUACUACGGUGGUCAAGAGAACUAUUCUCCAAGAACCAAGAACUCAGAAUAUCAACAUGUUUUCAAGAAAGAUGAUGAACAGGAAAAUCCCAAUGGCAACGAUCCGAACAGUGCUUCAAGGGGGAACUGGUGGCAGGGUUCACUCUAUUAUUAGGCAUCUAGCCCCAUUUUAUCAAGUGCAGAACACCAACAAAUUGAGGAAUUAUGACUAUGAGAUCCCUCAAUAUAGACCAUGGAACUAAGAAGCUAAUAGAGAUUGGUAAAGACUAGUACAGCUUAAUAUGGAAGGCAGGACAAGGAGGCAUAUUGUUGGGUUCUUUUUUUCCCAACUAGUUGUAUGCACGAGUUGAUAUAUUGCUGUGGGAGUUUUAUGCUUUCACUCCUUGCAGAAUCUUGUAUGUUAACCAAAUCCGUCAAGUAGUCCAGUCAUGAACUAAAUAUUAUUCUACCUGUCUUUGGACUGUUAUGCUCUAA